Molecule: messenger RNA, 369 nt
Organism: Miscanthus lutarioriparius
Lineage: Eukaryota; Viridiplantae; Streptophyta; Magnoliopsida; Poales; Poaceae
Source: the annotation of a GenBank genome assembly
AUGUCUGAUAAGGCAGCACCAAGUGUGAACAUACUCCCAGAGAGCGCCCGAAUCACUUGCAGAGAUUACAAAAAACUGGUCGACAAUGGUGAACCUCAUCUAUUGUUGGAUGUACGACCUGCACAUCACUUCCCAAUAGCUUCGAUUUCUCCAUCUCUGAACAUCCCGCUCUUCAUGUUGGAAGAGAAGCUGCCUACACUUGAAACCUCACUGAAGGAAACAGGAGAGGCGUCAACCUUGGUUGUCCUGUGUAGAAGAGGCAAUGACUCUCAAAGAGCUGUCAAGAAAGGAUUUGCCUCAGCGAAGGAUAUCAUCGGUGGGCUGCAGGCGUGGGGACGAGAUGUUGAUCCUGAUUUCCCUGUGUACUAG